AUGGCAAACCAGACGACUGUGACAGAAUACAUCUUGCUGGGGCUACACGAGCACCCUAACCUAGAGAUGGUCCUGUUUGUGCUCUGCCUGGGCAUCUACUCCAUGAAUGUGCUGGGGAACUCCCUCCUCAUCGGCCUAAACAUGCUGGACCCCCGCCUGCACAGCCCCAUGUACUUCUUUCUCAGCAACCUCUCCCUCAUGGACAUCUGUGGCACAUCCUCCUUUGUGCCUCUCAUGCUGACCAACUUCCUGGAAGCCCAAAGGACCAUCUCCUUCCUUGGUUGUGCCCUGCAGAUGUACCUGACCCUGGCGCUGGGCUCCACGGAGUGCCUGCUCCUGGCUGUGAUGGCAUAUGACCGUUAUGUGGCUAUCUGCCAGCCACUUAGGUACACAGAGAUCAUGAGUAGGUGGACGUGCCUGUGGAUGGCAGUGCUGAGCUGGGGGACAGGUUUUGCCAUUUCACUGCUGCAGUCCCUUCUCACCUGGAGCCUCCCCUUCUGUGGCCACAAUAUCAUCAAUCACUUCUUCUGUGAGAUCUUGGCAGUGCUGAAACUGUCCUGUGGGGACAUCUCUCUCAAUGCACUGCUAUUAAUCAUGGCCACGGCUGUCCUGACACUGGCCCCACUCCUCCUCAUCUGCCUGUCCUACAUUCUCAUCCUUGCUGCCAUCCUUAGGGUGCCCUCUGCCGCAGGCCGGUGCAAAGCCUUCUCCACCUGCUCUGCCCACCUCACAGUUGUGGUGGUUUUCUACGGGACCAUCUCCUUCAUGUACUUCAAGCCCAAGGCCCAGGACCCCAACCUGGAUAAGAUUAUUGCAUUGUUCUAUGGGGUCGUGACGCCCUCACUAAACCCCAUCAUCUACAGCCUGAGGAAUGCAGAGGUGAAAUCUGCUGUCCUAGCCCUGCUCUGGGGAGACCUGCUCUCCAGGAAAUUGUCCCACCUUCCCUGUUGCUCUUCAACUGUGUCACGCAAGACAGCUAGGUCCGUCAUGGUAAUGACUUCAAAUCGCAGUGGCUGA
This is a messenger RNA of Prionailurus viverrinus (fishing cat), 1017 nucleotides long. Its product is annotated as olfactory receptor 13C7-like. The transcript has a single exon. NCBI's taxonomy places the organism in Eukaryota, Metazoa, Chordata, Mammalia, Carnivora, Felidae. The record is from RefSeq and is a predicted model, not a curated record. Gene Ontology annotation, cellular component: membrane. Gene Ontology annotation, biological process: G protein-coupled receptor signaling pathway. The coding region runs from base 1 to 1017 and encodes 338 amino acids. Gene Ontology annotation, molecular function: olfactory receptor activity; G protein-coupled receptor activity.